This is a messenger RNA of Triticum dicoccoides, 1067 nucleotides long. RefSeq names its product E3 ubiquitin-protein ligase EL5-like. The record is from RefSeq and is a predicted model, not a curated record. The transcript has 2 exons. NCBI's taxonomy places the organism in Eukaryota, Viridiplantae, Streptophyta, Magnoliopsida, Poales, Poaceae. Bases 1 to 900 code for a protein of 299 amino acids.
AUGGCAUCCUGCCGCGCGCACCUCACUGCUCACGACGAAGUGCGGAGGCGCGACAUGUCAUCGUUGCCCGGGGACGACGCGGGCAGCGUUCUGCCCAGUGCACGGACUCCCACCACGGCAGUCGACGGCGACAUCGUCUUCUCCGCCGUCGCCCUCCUCUUCCUCGGCCUCGCCCUCGCCUUCUUUCUUUACCACUACCUCACCUUCAGUCGCCGCGGCGUUCGGGGUAGGGCCGGGACGGUGAGGGGCGGUCCGCGCCUCGGCGUUGGCGCAGCUUCUGCUUCCGGCGUCGCAAAAGGCGUCGAUCCGGUGGUGCUGCGGGCGCUGCCGGUGACACUGUACCGUGCCAAGGACUUCGCGGAUGCGCUGGAGUGCGCCGUGUGCCUCGCCGAGCUGUCCGACGGCGAGGCGGCCAGGUUCCUGCCCAAGUGCGGGCACGGGUUCCACGCCGAGUGCGUCGACCUGUGGCUGCAUUCCCACCCCACCUGCCCGCUCUGCCGCGUCGACGUCGACAAGCCGGACGCCUUGCCGCUGGCUCUACCUCCUGUGCGCCCCGAACCGGCGAAUUACGCCACAAACCUGCCGACCAACGUGCUGUUCUGGGGAUCCCCGGACGCGGUCACGACUGGAAGAACAGUCGGCGGCCCGAGCUCGUCCGUUGGAGCAGCAGCGUUGAUUGUCAUCGAAGUCCCGGAGGCCACGGAAUCGGCGUUGGCGCCGCGUGAUGGUGAUGCCGGGAAGUCGCACGGUUUGGCGAGGAUGAGGUCGAUUAAGAGGCUGUGGAGCAGAGGGAUUCAAGAGGUGGGCGCUAGUAGCACUGCUACCUCUUGCCACCAAGCCACUGCUGGUGCUCAUACUGAGGACACUCUUGGUGUUGCCGCUCGCAAUUUCGACCCGUAGGGACCGAAGAUAUGUUGGUCUUUCCACAUGAAACAUCAAUUUAAUAUCGGGGACUUGAGUUUGACUCUCCCGACAAACAGUUUUUGGGUCCUACUUUGAUGGAGUAUGUGCGACACCUGAUGGUUUGUCUUUCAGGUUUACAAAUACUCCUAUUCCGAUGAUGUAAU